AUGCUCGCGCUGGCGGCUGUUCUGUUCGGCCUCCAGCUGGUCGCUGCGCGUCCUGCAGCCCAACUCCACCAUGCCAGCCGCAACCACCCUCGCGCUGCUCCCAAGGCUCCUCGUAGCCUGCCCUACGUCAAGACGCUCGCGACCCUCAGCUACAUGCCUACCGUUCAGAGCGCGUCCUAUGUCAACCUCACGCACAUGAUGCCCAAGGUCAUCGACAAUGCCAUUGCCAUCACUUCCCACAGCUGGGAGUUUGGCGUCUUGACGCAGACCCUCCUCGAGGUCUACUCGCCCAACCUCGCCCCCUUUGACUGGAUUACCGGCGCGCUGGGCAACCAGGAUUACCUUCCUUUCAUGUUGUGCAACGUCACUGCCAACGAGCUCUCCAGCUACGACUGGUCUGGCGCCCCGUCUGAUGGCGCCGACAGCAACCUCAACGACUAUCUCUGGGACAGCACAUCCAAAAAGACCCUCUCCCCUCAACCCCUUCUGGAUGGUGCUGGAUCCCUGGGCGACCCGGCAUCGCUCGGCGUCGCCGCCUGGGUGCUGGCUCACUACGCCGACCAGGUCAGCGGCCAGCUUUCAUCGGUGCAGGAUGACGACGCGUACGCCUGGGCCGUCGGAAACCAGCUUGCCUACCUGUAUGCCGGCUACGAGUCGGACAAUGGUACCAUCUCGCAGCGCGAGGGCUACUUUGAGGUGUGGGCCGACAUGGGCUACAUGAUCUCGCCGUUCAUGGCGUACCUUGGCCUGGCGACCAGCAACACCACCCUCCUCACUGCGGCCCUCAACCAGUGGACGCUCGACUCGUCUGCGCUCCUCGACACCUCUGUCAACCUCUACCGUCACGUCAACACCUUUGAUGCGCGUUUCUGGGCCACCGGUAACGCGUGGAUGCUCCAAGGCCUGAUGCGCAUCCUCGCGUCCAUCGACUCGGCGGGGCAGACCGACAACAUGGGCACGAGCGUGUCCACUGCCGAGACCACGGCCGCCAACGUCUUCACCGCGCUCUUCAACCAGCUCACCAGCGACGGCCGUCUCCCAAAUUACAUGCUUACCGACGACUCGACCCUCUCCAUCGCCGACAGCACCGGCACUGCGGGCGUCGUUGCUGCGUUCUACCGUUUCUACAUUCGCCGCCCCGACCUCGCCAAGGCACUCACCACCAAGGCUGCCCAGGCGUUUGACGGCGUCGUGGCCAAGAUUGACUCGUCGUUCUGGCUCACCGAUGUCGUCGACCCGCUCGGCACCAACGGCUUCAUCGUCACUCCUGGCUCUGGCACGCAGUCGCCCGAGGGACAGUCCUUUGUCGCCCUCAUGUGGGCUGCGCGUACAGCAGCCAAGAUCUGA
Messenger RNA from Apiotrichum porosum, 1347 nucleotides. RefSeq lists its product as uncharacterized. The record is from RefSeq and is a predicted model, not a curated record. NCBI's taxonomy places the organism in Eukaryota, Fungi, Basidiomycota, Tremellomycetes, Trichosporonales, Trichosporonaceae. Gene Ontology annotation, biological process: carbohydrate metabolic process. The transcript has a single exon. Bases 1 to 1347 code for a protein of 448 amino acids.